This is a messenger RNA of Oncorhynchus tshawytscha (Chinook salmon), 5217 nucleotides long. Its product is annotated as protein polybromo-1-like. Gene Ontology annotation, cellular component: RSC-type complex. Gene Ontology annotation, biological process: chromatin remodeling. The transcript has 30 exons. Lineage: Eukaryota; Metazoa; Chordata; Actinopteri; Salmoniformes; Salmonidae. Gene Ontology annotation, molecular function: protein binding; chromatin binding. The record is from RefSeq and is a predicted model, not a curated record.
AAAUCAUUAAAGUAAAAUUCGAGUCAGAGAUUUUAUUUUGAAGUUUAUAACGGAAGUGAUCGGCUGUGUCUUCAGUGCUGCUAGGUCCCCACCAAUUUUUUCUCUCAAAUUUGUCAGCUUUCGCGAAUGGUUUGCAUUCUCUUCUACAGAUUAAGGUAUUAGACUCAUGGGCUCAAAAAGGAGAAGGGCUACGUCCCCCUCUAGUAGUGUCAGUGGGGGGGACUUUGACGAUGGACAGCCUUCAUCCUCAGCAUCUUCGGUAGGUCGGAAAAGGAGAAGAACCUCAAAUAUUCCCACUGUUGAUCCAAUUGCAGUAUGCCAUGAAUUGUACAACACAAUCAGAGAUUAUAAGGAUGACCAGGGAAGAAUGUUAUGUGAGCUGUUCAUAAGAGCACCCAAGAGACGGAAUCAAUCGGAUUACUAUGACGUUGUGACUCAGCCUAUUGACAUGAUGAAGAUCCAGCAGAAGCUGAAGAUGGAGGAGUACGAUGAUGUGGAGCAGAUAACGUCUGACUUUCAGCUCUUAUUCAACAAUGCAAAGGCAUACUACAAGUCGGAUUCUCCAGAGUACAGAGCAGCCUGUAAGCUGUGGGACCUCUACCUGCGUACUAAGAAUGAGUUUGUUCAGCGGGGGGAUUAUGAUGACGAUGAUGAGGACGGGGACGAUGCACAAAAUAAUCCUGGAGGGUCAAAUGAGGAUGAGAAUGCACCCAAUUGCCUGAAGGAGGUCCUUGAGCAGCUGCUGGAUGCUGUGGUGACAUUCUCCGAGCCCUCAGGGCAUCUCGUCAGUGAUCUAUUCCAGAAACUGCCCUCUAAAGUGCAAUACCCAGACUAUUAUGCCAUAAUAAAGGACCCAAUAGAUCUGAAAAUCAUUGCCCAGAAGAUACAGAUGAGCCACUACAGAAGUGUUGGUGCCAUGGCAAAAGACAUAGAUCUUCUGGCUAAGAAUGCCAAAAUGUACAAUGAGCCUGGGUCACAAGUUUUUAAGGAUGCCAACACCAUCAAAAAGGUCUUUGCACAGAGAAAGACAGAAAUUGAGCAUGCUGAGCCAAUCAAGUCCAGUAUUCGCAUCAGGAACAGAAGGUCAGCCCAGGGAGACCGGCUCUCAGCUAUUACCAUGGCUCUUCAGUAUGAUAGUGAUGACGAUGGCAUUCUGGCUGGGUCUGUCCACUAUGACGAGGGGGAGUCAGAGGCAGAGAGCAUGCACCACAGCAUGGACAUGAGUAACCCCAUCUUCCAGCUGUACGAGGCUGUGCGUGGCGGCAGGAACAGCCAGGGCCAACUCAUCUCCGAGCCCUUCCUCCAGCUGCCCUCCAGGAAAGACUACCCAGACUACUUCCAGCAGAUCAGCCAGCCCAUCUCACUGUACCAGAUUAGGAACAAGAUGAAGAACAACGAGUAUGAGAGUGUUGAUCAGCUAGACGCCGACCUCACUCUGAUGUUUGAGAACGCCAAGCGCUACAAUGUGCCUCAUUCCUCUAUCUAUAAGCGUGUGUUGAAACUCCAGCACAUUCAGCAGCUAAAGAGAACAGAGCUAUUGAGGAGGGAGGACGACAGCAUGGAUGGGGACAGCAUGCUCUCUUCUACCAUGUCUGAUACUGGCAGCACUAAGAGGAAGAGCCAUAAGAAAAACACCAAGAAGAACCGGAUGAAGGCCCUGUACUCCGCAGUGACGGAGGCCCGGGAGAUGGGCACAGGCCGGAGGCUCUGUGAGCUCUUCAUGGUCAAGCCUUCCAAGAAGGACUACCCGGACUACUACAAGAUCAUCCUGGAGCCCGUGGACCUGAGGAUCAUCGACCACAACAUCCGCUCUGAGAAGUACAUGACUGAGGACGCUCUGCUGGAGGACAUGAAGCUCAUGUUCCGCAAUGCACGCCACUACAAUGAGGAGGGCUCACAGGUCUAUAACGAUGCCAACGUCCUGGAGAAAGUCAUAAAAGACAAACGGAGGGAUCUUGGCCCAACGCCUGACGAUGAUGAGAUGUCACCAAAGUUGAAAAUAAGGAAGAGUGGCAUCACGCCUAAGAAGUCCAAGUACCUGACCCCCCUGCAGCAGAAGCUGAACGAGCUGUAUGAGGCGGUGAAGAACUUCACAGACAAGCGUGGACGCCGCCUCAGCACCAUCUUCCUGCGGCUUCCAUCGCGCGCCGAACUGCCCAACUACUACAUCGCCAUCAAGAAGCCCGUGGACAUGGAAAAGGUCAGGAGCCACAUGCUGGCCAACAAGUACCAGGAUGUAGACGCACUGGUGGAGGACCUGGUGCUGAUGUUCAACAACGCCUGCACCUACAACGAGCCAGAGUCUCUGAUCUACCGCGACGCUCUUGUGUUGCACCGUGUUCUGCUGGAGACUCGCCGGGACCUGGAGGGAGGCGAGGAUGCCCAUGUGCCCGACGUGGCCCGCCUCAUCCAGGAGCUCAUCCGUAGCCUCUUCGUCUCCGUGCUUGGUCACCAGGAUGACGAGGGGCGUUGCUACAGCGACUCGCUGGCUGAGAUCCCCGCUACUGACCCCAGCAGCCCCGACAGACCGCCGCUCAACUUUGAGAUCAUCAGAGCUAACGUGGACCGGGGACGCUACAAGAGACUGGACGUGUUCCAGGAUCACAUGUUUGAGGUGCUGGAGAAGGCCAGGCGCAUGCACAGGACAGACUCUGAGAUCUUUGAGGAUGCGGUGGAGCUGCAGCAGUUCUUCAUCCGGAUCCGAGAUGAGCUGUGUAAGAAUGGAGAGAUCCUGCUCACCCCCGCCCUCAGCUACACCUCCAAACACCUGCACAGUGACGUGGAGAAGGAGAAGAAGGAGAAGCUGCCCAAGGAAAUAGAGGAGGACAAGCUCAAGAGGGAGGAGGAGAAAAAAGAAGCUGAGAAGAGUGAGGACCCUGCUGGAGGGGCGUGGCAGUCUGGUCUCCAGCGUACCUACAGCCAGGACUGCAGCUUCAAAGACAGCAUGUACCACGUGGGAGACUAUGUGUACGUGGAGCCUGCUGAGCCCAACCUGCAGCCGCAUAUCGUCUGCAUUGAGCGCCUGUGGCAGGAUGAUGCAGGUGAGAAGUGGCUGUAUGGCUGCUGGUUCUACAGGCCCAAUGAAACCUUCCAUCUCGCUACACGCAAGUUCCUGGAGAAGGAGGUCUUCAAGAGCGACUACUUCAACAAGAUUCCUGUCAGCAAGAUACUGGGCAAAUGUGUUGUCAUGUUUGUUAAGGACUACUUUAAGCUUCACCCAGAGGGCUUCAGGGCAGACGAUGUGUAUGUCUGUGAGUCUCGCUACUCAGCCAAGACCAAGUCCUUCAAGAAGAUCAAGAUGUGGACCAUGCCCCUGAGCUCCGUUAGGUUUGUCCCUCGGGGCGUACCGUUGCCUGUAGUCCGGGUUGCAUCCAUGUUUGCCCCUAAACAAGAAGAAGAGAAGCCUGCAGAGAUACAAGAAGAGGGCAAAGCCUUGGACACUAUGGAUAAGGAGAGGGAGGAUGUAAUCCUGGACAUGACCAAUGGGGAGCCAGGCUGCCAAUACUAUGAGCAGCUCUGCUACAAUGACACCUGGCUGAAAGUGGGAGACUGCAUCUAUAUUCGCUCACAUGGACUAGUGCGCCACCGAGUAGGCAGGAUUGAGAAGAUGUGGAUGCGGGACGGAGCGGCCUACUUCUUUGGGCCUAUUUUCAUCCACCCAGAGGAGACAGAACACGAGCCCACCAGGAUGUUCUACAAGAAGGAAGUGUUCCUUAGCAACCUGGAGGAGUCUUGCCCCAUGACCUGUAUCAUAGGGAAGUGUGCGGUGUCCUCCUUCAAGGAGUACCUUUCGUGCCGGCCCACGGAAGUGCCUGAGGAGGACGUUCUGCUUUGUGAGAGUCGCUACAUCGAGAGUGACAAACAGAUGAAGAAGUUCAAGGGUCUGAAGCGCUUCUCCCUCUCUGGGAAGGUGGUGGAGGACGAGAUCUAUUACUUCAGGAAGCUGAUCGUGCCCCAGAAGGAGCCAUCCCCUCUGCUGGACAGGAAGAUCGCAGUGCUGGAGGCCAAGUUUGCCGACAUGACAGAUGAGGAGUUGGAGGACCUGGGGGAGGAUGAUGGGGAGCUGGGAGACACCUCCAUACCCCAGCUCCAGAGCCCCAUGGCAGGCAGCGACAUGGACAUGCCUUACACCCCUCCACAGUCCACUCCCAAGUCCAUGAAGGGGAUGUCCAAGAAGGAGGGCUCCAAGAGGAAGAUAAACAUGAGUGGCUACAUCCUGUUCAGCAGUGAGAUGCGAGCGGUCAUCAAGGCCCAACACCCAGACUUCUCCUUCGGGGAACUCAGCCGUCUGGUGGGCACCGAGUGGAGGAACCUGGAGUCUCCCAAGAAAGCUGAGUAUGAGGAGCGAGCAGCUAAAGUGGCCGAGCAGCAGGAGAGGGAGAGGGCUGCCCAGCAGCUGGCUUUCCCUAGAGCAGGCAUGAUGGGUUCAUAUAUGCCAUACAUGAUGCUGCAGGACCUAGUUGACGGCAUGUUUAGUAUGACUGGCAUGCCACCACAUCACAUGAGGUUGCCUCUCUUGCCCCAUCAUCACCUAAUGCCAGGCAUCCCUGGGUUCCCUGGCAUGCCAUACCCGGGUGUCAACACGGGUGCCCCUGGAGCCUAUGGAACCCAGAUGAUUGGUCUUGGGCAGCAGGCCCCGCCACCCUAUCCAGGACAGGGCCAGCCUGCCCUCCAGCAGCCCUCAACACCCAUAUUUGUAGCCCCGCCACCCAAGCCCCAGCGCCUGCUCCAUUCGGAGGCGUACCUGAAGUACAUUGAGGGACUCAAUGCAGAGUCCUCCACCAUCAGCAAGUGGGACCAAACUCUCUCAGCUCGAAAGAAAGAUGUGCGGCUGACCAAAGAGCAGGAGAGCCGGCUGCCGUCCCAUUGGCUGAAGAGCAAGGGCGCCCAUUCCACCAUGGCGGACGCACUGUGGCGUCUGCGAGACUUGAUGCUGCGUGACACAAUGAAUAUCCGCCAGACGUACAACCUGUAGAAUGUCUGAGCCACUGCUCCUUACACUGUCAGACAGGAAAGCGGGUUUAGGCUCAUUUAAAAAAGUGUUAAUGUUGUUGUCAUGUUAAAGUUGUCAUUCGUUUGUAGAAUGGUUAAAUGAGCUUGCUUACUCUGUUCAAGCUGUUUUGUAUUGACAUCUUAAUUGUUCUAACAAGUGCAUUAUUAUUGUAUUAAAUGUUUCUCUGUGAUGGAUAAAAGUUUUCAUAAAAAAUUAAGAAUAGA